This is a messenger RNA of Gigantopelta aegis, 585 nucleotides long. Its product is annotated as E-selectin-like. Lineage: Eukaryota; Metazoa; Mollusca; Gastropoda; Neomphalida; Peltospiridae. Gene Ontology annotation, molecular function: calcium ion binding. The annotation marks the transcript as partial. The record is from RefSeq and is a predicted model, not a curated record. The transcript is spliced from 3 exons.
AUAUCGAUGAGUGUUUGAAGGACAAGGGUGGAUGUAGUCACACUUGUGAAAAUACUGCUCCUUUUUAUAACUGCAAAUGUAAUGAUGGUUAUGUUCUGUUCACUGAAAAUGGGACGAUGAAUCGCUUCAUUGCUGAUGGAGAAACUGGACUUAGACAGGGAGAUGUGUAUCACAUUAACCAUACGUGUGUCCCUGUUACCUGUGGGAGACCUGCUGAUGUUGCUAAUGGUUCCAUUCACAGCAACAGAUCAGUAUUUUAUUUUGAGGAGACAGUCAACUUCAGCUGUUCAUUAGGCUGGAAACUGAAUGGAACAAGCAGUCUAACCUGUGCUGCUGAUGGAAAUUGGAGUAGUUCUCAACCUGUUUGUCAAGCCAUAUCAUGUCCCAAGUUUGUGAAGACAGGAAAAGAUGUCCAGAAAGCUAGAAUACAGAGAAUAGUUCCAGACACUGAUGUAGGAUUUGGUGAUGAGGUCAACGUGGAAUGUCUGUUAGAAAAUGGCUCACUGAUGAAUAAGACUCUUUACUGUGAAUAUGACAACCAGAACAAGUCCUACUCUCUUCAAGGAGACUCUCCUGUCUGUCCAG